UCUUAUCGCGGGAGGCCGACUUUUUUUGUGAAGAUCCAAGCAUGAGAGGGAACUGCGAACGCUGAGGGAGACGAUUUGGCUGUUGAAAAUGAAGACCGAUUUCAAGUUCUCAAACCUCCUCGGUACGGUAUAUCGCAAAGGAAACCUUCUCUUCACACCGGAUGGGAAUUGCUUGAUAUCCCCGGUCGGCAACAAGGUCACAGUUUUUGAUCUGGUCAACAACAUUUCCUAUACCCUGCCUUUUGCGCAUCGAACAAAUAUCCACCGCUUAGACCUUACUCCUCGAGGCAAUAUCCUCCUCUCCGUCGACGAACAUGGCCGCGCAAUUUUGACCAACUUCCACCGCCGUGUCCAGAUUUACAAUUUUUCGUUCAAGGGGCGCAUCUCUGCCCUGAAAUUCUCCCCAGAUGGUCGUCAUUUUGCCGUAGGAGUGGGACGCCGGCUGCAAUUAUGGCAUACCCCGGAAACCCCUAGCGUCGGUACGGACGGAGAAAUCGAUUUCGCCCCGUUUGUCCUGCAUCGAGAUCUUGCAGGUCACUUUGACGAAGUCGAGCACAUCGAGUGGUCCAGUGAUUCCCGGUUCCUGUUAACCGCGUCGAAAGACAUGACGUCGCGGGUGUGGAGUCUGAAUCCAGAGGACGGUUUCGAGCCUACUACACUUUCCGGGCAUCGACAGGGAGUGAAGGCAGCGUUUUUCUCCGGCGACCAAGAGAUUAUUUACACUGUCAGUAGAGACUGCACACUCUUGAAGUGGGAGUAUGUCUCCAAGAAGGAUCCGGACACAAUGGAAGAUGUAGAUGAGCCGCGAUGGCGAAUCGUCAAGAAAGAAUUCUUCCAGCAGCCGCAUGCCACGGUCAAGUGCGCCGCAUUUCACGCGCCCUCCAACUUGCUCGUCGUCGGUUUCUCAAACGGGCUGUUCGGCCUGUAUGACUUGCCAGAGUUUAACACUAUCCAUCUCCUAAGUGUCUCACAAAGUAAUAUCGACGUCGUUGCGAUUAACAAAUCCGGAGAGUGGUUGGCCUUCGGAUCUUCGAAAUAUGGCCAAUUGCUAGUUUGGGAAUGGCAAUCAGAGUCGUACAUCCUGAAGCAACAAGGGCACUUAGAUUCGAUGAAUGCGCUUGCCUACUCUCCCGACGGCCAAAGGAUCGUGACGGCUGCCGACGAUGGCAAGGUCAAAGUCUGGGACGUCAAGUCCGGCUUCUGCCUUGUCACAUUCACGGAACACUCGAGUGGAGUGACUGCUUGUCAGUUCUCGAAAAAGGGCAAUGUUUUGUUUACAGCAUCUUUGGACGGCUCUGUAAGAGCCUGGGAUCUCAUUCGUUACCGGAACUUCCGAACAUUUACCGCCCCAUCUCGACUCUCGUUCUCCUCCCUCGCAGUUGACCCUAGUGGAGAGGUCAUUUGUGCGGGAUCUCCGGACUCAUUUGAUAUUCACGUGUGGUCAGUCCAAACCGGACAACUUCUUGACCAACUGUCUGGUCACGAGGGUCCCGUUUCGGCGCUGGCAUUCGCCGCCGAUGGAAACCAUCUGGUUAGCGGCAGCUGGGACCGUACUGUCCGCGUCUGGAGCAUCUUCGGACGCACUCAAACCAGUGAGCCAUUGCAGCUUACUUCUGAUAUUCUGAGCGUUGCAUUCCGACCCGAUGGGAAACAGAUCGCAGCAUCCUCCCUCGAUGGCCAACUGACCUUCUGGUCGGUAGCUGAUGCCGUGCAAGUUGCUGGUAUUGAUGGUCGCCGUGACGUUUCUGGAGGACGCAAAAUCACGGAUCGCACUACUGCCGCCAAUGCUGCGGGGACAAAGUCCUUCCACUGCAUCACAUACAGUGCCGAUGGUUCCUGUAUUCUUGCAGCUGGUAACAGUAAAUACAUCUGUCUGUACGAUGUGCAGUCGGGCUGCCUGGUCAAGAAAUACACGGUAUCCGUGAACACAUCGCUGGAUGGUACACUGGAAUACCUGAACAGUCGUGACAUGACCGAAGCGGGUGCUCUCGGCCUCUUGGAUGAAACCGGAGAAGCGUCAGACCGUGAGGAGCGCAUCGACCGUUCUCUUCCUGGUGCAAAGCGUGGCGAUGCCGGCUCUCGAACCACCCGGCCGGAAGUGCGUGUCAGCUGUGUAGACUUCUCCUCUACUGGACGGUCAUUCUGCGCAGCUUCCACGGAAGGGCUUCUCAUCUAUAGCCUGGACACGGAAUUUAUAUUUGACCCAUUCGACCUUGACAUUGACAUUACACCCGCCACAAUUCUCGCUACGGUCGAAGGCGCAAAGAAAGCUCUUGCAACCGGCGAAAGUGACAACGACGACACAUUCUUGAAGGCACUAGUCAUGGCCUUCCGACUAAAUGAGUCUAAACUCAUCCGUGCCGUCCACGAAGCUAUUCCUCCCUCAGACAUCGCCCAUGUUGUUCGCUCCAUACCGACCGUGUAUCUUCCUCGGUUACUUCGGUUCAUUGCCCACUCGUGCGACGAAACACCCCAUCUCGAAUUCAACCUUCUAUGGAUUGAAUCACUGUUGAGUAGCCACGGCAGGUACUUCAAGGACAACGCAGGCACAUUGGGCCCCGAGCUUCGUGCCGUUCAGCGCGCUCUUGAUGAGAUCAACGAGAACCUCAAACGCCUUUCCGAAAAGAAUUUCUACAGUCUCAACUACCUUCUCGCAAAACCCGUGCUGGCUGAUAAGAAGGCACCUGCCUUCCCGAGAUUGGUUGAAACCAGUGAUGUGGCUGCCAUAGGAAACGGCGAAGAGAAGACGAAUGAUGCCGACGACGACUCAGAGGGCGAAUGGCAUGGCCUUGAAUGAUUGCGCGCAGGUUGAUCUGUAUAUUCUCCUUUUGUACCCUUUCCUCCUGUUUGUCGCCCGACAUUUCAUGUUCUCGCCGUUCUUGUGACCUUGCAUUUGCGUCUGGCGUUGUGAUUACAGUGUUGCCAUAUACCUUGAAAGAUGACUGGGACAAUUAAAAGUUAUAGAAAUGUACAUAAUCUUGAUACACGGCUACUUCCAACCAAUACUUUCCAACUAAUUUGAGCAUGCUUCCUGGGGUCAGAUUUGUCAUAUUAACAUUCCG
Messenger RNA from Aspergillus calidoustus, 3062 nucleotides. Lineage: Eukaryota; Fungi; Ascomycota; Eurotiomycetes; Eurotiales; Aspergillaceae. The record is from the annotation of a GenBank genome assembly.